AUGGUUCUGGACAUUAACCUCUUCCGUGUUUCAAAGGGUGGAAAUCCUGAGAAAGUCAAGGAGUCUCAGAGACGGCGCUACGCCUCGACUGAGAUCGUUGACAAGGUCAUAGAGUUGGACAAGGCCUGGGUCUCUAAAGACUAUGAGGCCAGUCAGCUAAGCAAAGAGCUUAACCAGCUGAACAAGGAUUUUGGUGCUGCGAUGAAGGCAAAGAGCCCUACCGACGAGCUAUCCAAGAAAAUUGCCGCCAAUAAGCAAGAGACAGAAAGGGUCAAGAAGGAAGUCGGGCAGUUGCUUGCCGAGCGUAAUGCGGUGCUGAACACCAUAGGCAACAUCGUCUGCGACGCAGUCGUAGUUGACAAUAAUGAGGAUAAUAAUAAGGUCGUUUACACUAACGAUGCUGUCGUUAGGGCCAACCCUUCUCCCAAUGGCGUCGAAAAGACCCUCAACCACGUAACUCUCAUGACCAAUUGCCGAAUGAUGGACUGCCCGAGAGGGGUCAAGAUAUCUGGCAACAGAGGAUAUUUCCUGACCGGGUACGGGGCGCUUCUCAACCAGGCCCUCAUCCAGUAUGCCCUUAAGUUUCUUACGGACAGGGGAUACCAGGCUAUGCAAACGCCAUUUUUCAUGGAGCAAGAGGCGAUGUCAUGUUGCUGCCAGCUCGAGGACUUCGACGAGCAGCUGUAUAAGGUCUCGGGUGAGGGGAAUGACAAAUACCUCAUCGCAACCUCCGAACAGCCCCUUUGCGCAUACCACAUGGGGGAGAUUAUCAACUUUUCAAAACAAGGCCAGAUAGCAGAGCUAACGUACAACUCUAUCAAAACAGGGAAACAGGAAAAGAAGACCCUCGAGUGCAUCAGGUAUGCAGGAAUGUCCACUUGUUUCCGUAAAGAGGUCGGGAGGCACGGGCAUGACACCCUUGGAAUUUUCCGCAUACACCAGUUUGAGAAGAUUGAGCAGAUUGUCGUGUGUAAGGAGGAGGACAGCUGGGAUAUGAUGGAAUACAUGAUUGAUAACUGUCGCGCAUUCUUUGACUCGCUUAUGAUCCCUUACAGAGUUGUCAUCAUUGUCUCUGGCGCCUUGAACAAUGCGGCAGCGAUGAAAUAUGACCUUGAGGCCUACUUCCCGGGUUCAAAUACGUACAGGGAAUUAGUUUCCUGCAGUAAUUGUACCGACUAUCAGAGCCGCUCCUUAGACAUCAAGUACCAGGACGGGAAGGACAAGAAGUAUGUUCACUUGCUAAACAGCACACUAAGUGCUACAGAAAGAACGCUUUGCUGCUUGGUUGAAAAUUAUCAGACUCCAACAGGAAUAAAGGUUCCGGUACCUCUCCAGAGCUACGUUGGAGCGGAUUUCCUGCCAUUCUAUGUUUGA
Giardia duodenalis is the source of this 1374-nucleotide messenger RNA. RefSeq names its product Seryl-tRNA synthetase. The transcript has a single exon. Gene Ontology annotation, molecular function: tRNA binding; ATP binding; serine-tRNA ligase activity. The coding region runs from base 1 to 1374 and encodes 457 amino acids. Gene Ontology annotation, cellular component: cytosol. Lineage: Eukaryota; Fornicata; Diplomonadida; Hexamitidae. The record is from RefSeq and is a predicted model, not a curated record. Gene Ontology annotation, biological process: seryl-tRNA aminoacylation.